Messenger RNA from Fomitopsis serialis, 722 nucleotides. Its product is annotated as ribosomal protein S28e-domain-containing protein. The record is from RefSeq and is a predicted model, not a curated record. The coding region runs from base 62 to 340 and encodes 92 amino acids. NCBI's taxonomy places the organism in Eukaryota, Fungi, Basidiomycota, Agaricomycetes, Polyporales, Fomitopsidaceae. Gene Ontology annotation, cellular component: ribosome; cytosolic small ribosomal subunit. The transcript has 5 exons. Gene Ontology annotation, biological process: maturation of SSU-rRNA; ribosomal small subunit assembly; translation. Gene Ontology annotation, molecular function: structural constituent of ribosome.
CACCAAUCCACCGACCGCCAAAACCCGCCAGUCCGUCCUCGGCACCACCACCUCCUUCAAAAUGGAUUCGUCGUCAAAAACUCCCGUCCUUGGCCGGACUGGUUCUCGUGGUGGUGUCACUCAAGUCCGCGUCGAGUUCAUGGACGACCCUAGCCGAACAAUCAUCCGGAACGUGAAGGGACCCGUCCGGGAGAAGGACAUCCUGGCUCUCCUGGAGAGUGAGCGUGAGGCUCGGCAUUCCCAUUCCGUGUAUGAUUCCGCAAAUGCUAUGCGCCUGAGGCUCUCACGACCCUUAAAACGUUGGACUGCCCCAUCCAGCAACUUUACGGUCCGAGAUUGAACGGAAGAUAGGGCGUUCUGGCCGCUCCCGAGUUGCCGAUCUCCAUGUUUCUGCGUCACUUCCUGUUGCCCGGUGAUUCCGCGUGAGCGUUAACUGGCCGCAUCCGACUGUUGUCUUCGAAACCUCGGAGCAGUAAGCCUCGUGUCUCGCGUUUUGGCUAGUGCGUGAGCCUGUCGCGCAUGCUGUUAUGCGAGCGUUUGCUUACGAUCGCACGACCGCUGUAUGGCCAUAUGGGCGGUCGGAGUUGACACAUCGCUGCUCGCUGCACCGCAGUCGCCAUGCAGACAAGUCUUGCAAUGUCCAAGGGCACCCCCUGAUUGACCUUGUCCUUAUGAGGAGAUGUCCGUGAUUGCUUGCGCGGAGUUGUCACCGCGGACCGAUU